Molecule: messenger RNA, 815 nt
Organism: Acaulospora colombiana
Lineage: Eukaryota; Fungi; Glomeromycota; Glomeromycetes; Diversisporales; Acaulosporaceae
Source: the annotation of a GenBank genome assembly
AUGAAGAAGAAAGCGAGGCGGUACGUUCCAUAUCAUCUCGCCGUGUGGCUCUAGCUUAUAGUCUCUAUAAGGGCCCGAGCAAGAAGGCCACCACUGGAGAUGCGUUCGAAGAUGUGUUAUAUGGAAGUGAGAGUGAGGUCGAGGAUAGUGACACUGAGGAGGUCGCAUCAAAGAAGACUGCACAGAAAGGGGCGCCGAAGAAAGGUGGCAAAGAGGACUGGAACGGGGCUACACGUCUACGAGUCGAUGAUGACGAGCCAAUGGACUUGUUGGAGGGAACUGCUGGGAAACUUAUCACCGCCAACCGCGGAAAACAGAAACGACCAGGUCAGGAAGCAUCCAAGUUCAAAACAGAGGAAGAAACUGGGAAAAUCAUCAUCGACGAAGAAACCGACUCAGAUGUACCUGAAAAGGCCAAACGGGCAACCAAACAAAAUCCUGAAGAUCUACUUGCGGGAGCUGCCUACAAGGAGAACCUCGUGUCCGUAGACGGGUUCACUCGAAAUCCAAAUGGGACCAUCAAGUUCCACAAGGAUACCAAAAAGAGGCGAAGAGAAGAGAUGGAGAUGGCAGACGGGGAUAUAGAGAUGGAAGACGCAAGUGCCGCGGCGGGAGUGAAUGGUCAACUUGACAAAGCCAAGAACAGAUUUGACGAUUUCACGGUUCUUGGCUGCCACAAGUGGAUACACCGUUGUGAUUAUAUCUACUUGGAUCUCUUCGGACAAGUCGUCUGUGUGGGUCGGGGCUUAGGUGGCAAAGAAAGAUGGUCAUGGAGACGACUUACCGCGGAAAAAGAUGAAGAAGAAAGCGAGGCG